AUGGCCAUAUCGGUGAAUGCUCUUCGCACCCAGCUGGUGGCACUGACCAAUUCGUCUGGCAUACAUAAGGAGCAGGUGGAUAAAUAUCGUUCGUUGCUGGAUCAGAGUUUGCUCAACACCGGCAGCGAGCUGAUCGAUACUUUGAAACUGUUUAUCGAAGCUAUUCUAAACGAGCAUGUUAGCUUGGUUAUUUCGCGCCAGCUCCUAUCCGACGUUAGCACCCACCUUACCAAGCUGCCCGAUGAUAUCUCGAAAUCUGUCGCCCACUUCACACUGGACAAGGUGCAACCGAGGGUGAUUUCGUUCGAGGAGCAAGUCGCUUGCAUUCGGCAACAUUUGGCACAGAUCUACGAACGUAAUCAAAACUGGAAGGAGGCGGCUAACGUACUGGGCGGAAUCCCGCUGGAAACUGGCCAGAAACCCUAUCCUUUGGACUACAAGCUGGAAACAUACCUGAAAAUAGCGCGACUCUAUCUAGAGGACGAAGAUCCGGUUCAGGCGGAAGCGUUCAUCAAUCGUGCCUCGAUUUUGCAGGCCGACACGAAGGACGAAAUGCUGCAGAUCCUGUACAAGGUGUGCUAUGCGCGCGUUCUUGACUAUCGCCGCAAGUUUAUCGAAGCCGCACAGCGAUACAAUGAACUUUCCUACCGUACGAUCGUUGACGAAGGCGAACGUAUGACGGCACUGAAGAAGGCACUCAUCUGCACCGUACUAGCAUCGGCCGGGCAGCAACGGUCGCGCAUGUUGGCAACCCUGUUCAAGGAUGAACGCUGCCAACACUUACCGGCCUACUCGAUACUGGAGAAAAUGUAUCUCGAUCGCAUCAUUCGCCGUUCGGAGCUGCAGGAGUUUGAGGCGCUGCUACAGCUGCAUCAGAAGGCAAGCACACUCGACGGGUCCUCCAUACUGGAUCGGGCCGUGUUCGAACACAAUCUCCUAUCGGCCAGCAAGCUGUACAACAAUAUCACGUUCGAAGAGCUCGGUGCACUGCUCGAGAUUCCACCACCGAAAGCCGAACGGAUCGCAAGCCAAAUGAUUACCGAGGGCCGUAUGAACGGUUACAUCGAUCAGAUCGAUGGGGUUGUGCACUUUGAAACUCGUGAAGUGUUGCCACAAUGGGACAAACAGAUUCAGGGAUUGUGCUAUCAGCUGAACGGACUGAUUGAGAAGAUUGGUGCAGCAGAACCCGACUGGAUGAGCAAAAUAAUGGAGGAAGAAAUGUGCACAUGA
Molecule: messenger RNA, 1230 nt
Organism: Anopheles marshallii
Lineage: Eukaryota; Metazoa; Arthropoda; Insecta; Diptera; Culicidae
Gene: CSN4
Product: COP9 signalosome complex subunit 4
Exons: 4
Coding region: 1-1230 (409 amino acids)
Cellular component (GO): COP9 signalosome; cytosol
Source: RefSeq, a predicted model, not a curated record